This is a messenger RNA of Trematosphaeria pertusa, 1594 nucleotides long. Its product is annotated as Arginase/deacetylase. The transcript is spliced from 9 exons. Gene Ontology annotation, molecular function: agmatinase activity; metal ion binding. The record is from RefSeq and is a predicted model, not a curated record. Lineage: Eukaryota; Fungi; Ascomycota; Dothideomycetes; Pleosporales; Trematosphaeriaceae. Bases 359 to 1561 code for a protein of 400 amino acids.
CGUCAUUGGCCAAUUCGACGAAUGUAGCGUCAUCAUCUCAGGGCGGGGUCUCCACUCCACCUGGAUCACCACAUGCCGUUCGCUCGGGCUGAAGCGCUAAUCGUAACGUCUCUCUUCCGAAGCUAAGAGCUCUAAGGGAUGUGACGACCAAUUGGAGGCUGUUUAGUCCGCGGCGUGCAGAAGAGCUGGAAGGACCAGGGUAGCUCUUUACCUAACAGGAGCUCGUCAACGCGUAGGUAGAUACUGGGGGGCAUGACCUUUCGUGUCGGUAUUUACUGCAGCUUUCCACGUUCCCUUUUCUUCGCUUUCUUUGAGCUCCUUUUUCCAAUUCCCUCCAUUUUCUGAUUCGAAUCCAAAAAUGAAGCUCUCUGCGACCGUCCUGAGCUUCGCAGCCGUCGUAGCAGCUCAUGGCGACCAUGAUCACGACCAAGAGCCAAUGUCUGGGCCUCUCGAAGGGCUGUGGUACAACACUAUCCCUGGCGAUGGUGGAACUCAGGCAGAUUCCGUCUUUUCCGGAAUUUCCACCUUCGGCCGCAUCAAAUAUCAUCCUUGUCUCUCGAAUAGCGACGUGAACUACGAUAUUGCGUUUAUUGGCGCUCCUUUUGACACCGGCACUUCAUACCGCCCAGGAGCUCGGUUUGGCCCAAGCGGCAUUAGACAAGGUUCUCGCCGUCUCAAUCUCUAUGGCGGCUACAACGUUCCGUUGGACGCGAACCCGUUCAACUCGUGGGCGAAGGUCAUUGACUGCGGUGACAUUCCCGUUACUUCAUACGACAAUGCCUACGCGCUUCAACAGAUUGAGCAUGGCCACAACUACCUUCUGAAGCGAAAGCCACACACAAACGCUGCGGUGCCAGGUUUCUCCAAGAAGGGCAGAACUUUGCCGCGACUGAUCACCCUCGGUGGUGACCACACCAUCACGCUUCCCCUGCUGCGUUCCAUUAACCGUGAAUACGGCCCUGUGAGCGUCAUCCACUUUGAUAGCCAUCUCGAUACAUGGAAGCCCAAGGUCUUUGGCGGCUCCCCGAGCGAGCAAGCGAGCAUCAACCACGGAACCUACUUCUUCCAUGCUUCGCAAGAAGGCCUUCUCGCUAACGACUCCAACAUCCACGCCGGCAUCCGCACAACGCUAUCCGGCCCCUCCGACUAUGAGAACGACGGCUAUUGCGGCUUCGAGAUAGUCGAAGCUAGGGAAAUUGACAAGAUUGGCACCGACGGCAUCAUCAAGAAAAUCAAGGACAGAGUUGGAACGGAGAAGCCUGUGUACUUGAGUAUUGAUAUUGACACCCUCGAUCCGGCUUUCGCGCCGGCUACCGGCACCCCUGAGACCGGUGGAUGGACCACACGUGAGCUGCGAACCAUCAUUCGCGGUCUUGAGGGCGUCAACCUCAUUGCUACCGAUAUCGUUGAAGUCGCUCCCGCUUAUGACACCAACGCCGAGUUGACCACAAUGGCAGCUGCUGACGUCUUGUACGAGGUCAUGACUCUUAUGGUCAAGCGCGGCCCGUUGAGCAUCGAGGGUGCUGGUGAGGACGACGUGGUCCCGGAGCUCAAGGCGUAGAGAAGUCUAAGGAUCACAAUCAUAGAAGAAUGU